This is a messenger RNA of Seriola aureovittata, 2800 nucleotides long. Its product is annotated as zinc finger protein 26-like. The coding region runs from base 268 to 1623 and encodes 451 amino acids. Lineage: Eukaryota; Metazoa; Chordata; Actinopteri; Carangiformes; Carangidae. The record is from RefSeq and is a predicted model, not a curated record. Gene Ontology annotation, cellular component: nucleus. The transcript is spliced from 2 exons. Gene Ontology annotation, molecular function: RNA polymerase II cis-regulatory region sequence-specific DNA binding; DNA-binding transcription activator activity, RNA polymerase II-specific. Gene Ontology annotation, biological process: regulation of transcription by RNA polymerase II.
GUUUUUCCAAUAAUGUUCACUUGUCAUCUUGCAGUUUCAGAUCAAGACUUCAACCAAAAUCAAUUUUUAUUAUAGUGACUUGAACUUCCAUCUCGAGUUGGAAUUGACACUUUUAUUGUGAACGACUCAAACCGGAUGUACCACUGUGGCUGCUGGCAGAUCACAGUCUGUAGGACUUGAUAGGUUGGAGGUGGGUUGGCAGAGUUAAUCUUGUUGUUUUCCAGCUACUGUCGCCGAUGUUUUUUCUCCGAGACUCUCUCCGGAGACAUGGACGCCACAAUGUUUCAGCUGAGGUCGUUUGUUCACCAGCGGCUGUACGCAGCGGCAGAGGAGAUCCUCGGAGAGGUGGAGAAGACCAUAACGUUAGCGCUGUACGAAGCCGAAGUUAGUCGAUCUAAAGAGGAGGUCGAAAGUCUGCGACACCAGCUGGGCCUUUUGCGAAAGAAAUCAGCUGCAGAGCCUCCAUUGACCAGCAGCACCGCAGAACAUGAAGACCAAUGUGACACCCCACUGCUGCGAGAAAAUCCGGGACCCUCAACUCCAGAAGAAUCUAACUUCAGUCUGAAUGCUGAGUUACCAGGACCCUCACAAACCAGCGCGAACCUGGACAACAAUAACUGGAACUACUGCAUGGUUGAGACAGACUUCAAGAUGUCAGAGAUAAAAGAGGAGGAAGUUGAAGAUGAGAAUCAGACACAGGAGAUUGUUUUUCCUUCUCCUGAAAUUGUGAAAAGUGAGCCAGAGACGCAGGUAUCAUCUGAAAUGGAGCCCCUUUCUUUAGACUGCUCUGCAGCUCAGAGUGAGAACAAUGACAGUGAUGAGGAAUUGGUGAACAGCAAAGGAGAGCAGACCAAAAUGAUAAACAGGGAAGAAAAGAUAUUGCAAGGGCAAAGUGGCAAUGAUGAUAAGAAGGACGACGCAGUAUUGCCUUCUGCUAAAGGUCAAAAGGAUCGCAGUUUUUGCCAUUUAUGCGGCAAGGGAUUUCAGUACAUCGGCUCCUUGAUGAAGCACAUAAAAACACAUGAGAGCAAAACUGAUUGCACUGUUUGUGGGAUGACACACCAGUCUACUAAAGAGUUGGUCACUCAUUUGAAGGGUUGUCACAACAAAGCAUAUUUUUGUGACAUUUGUGGCAAGACUUUUGCCAGUAAUCGUUGUCUCCGGCUGCACGAAAGAAUACACACGGGUAUAAAAGAGUUUGCUUGUCAAGAGUGUGGCAAAACAUUUUACCGGAGAGAGCAUCUCAUUGUCCAUGUGAGGACCCAUUCUGGGGAGAAACCGUAUCACUGUGAUAUCUGUGGAAAAGCAUUCAGUCAAAGCCAGAACCUCACAAUUCAUAAAAGAAGUCAUUCAGGGGAGAGACCAUAUCAUUGUGGCAUGUGUGGCAAACUUUUUAACACUAGCAGUCACCUCAAAACACACAUGAGAUACCAUUCGGGAGAAAAACCGUACCCGUGUGAUAUCUGUGGGAAACGUUUUCGCCAAAGUGGACAGAUGACGAGACAUAGAACCACACAUACAGGAGAGAGGCCAUAUGCCUGUCAUGUUUGUGGCAUGAGAUACAGGUUUGCACCUAAUCUCAAGGUGCACCUACAAACUCAUGAAAAGGCGGCUGCUGAGUGAAAACAGUUAAAUGAACCACACAGACCAUCUCACAGAUUGAGGGUGAGUUCACAGGAAAGGUUUACAUGCAUGGUAUGACUCCCCUUUUGGCCAUUUUUGAGUUUAUAUACAAAUCAUAUAUACUUACAGUACAUUACUGCCAGACGUGUCCGAAAGCAAACCAUAAGUUGUUAAACUUAGAGAUACCUGAGUUAAGUCAUGUCACCAUGAACAUUUAGUCAACUUUUUUCUAUCUGAAAAUUGAAGUUUAGCAGAGCUGUCAUGGAAAUUAGCUGAGUCUUAUCGGGCAAAAUAAGUAAAAACACCUGUAUGGGUGUCCCGUGGGUGUGCAAGGCUUUGUCCGGUGCAACGCCAGUGUUGGUAUUCUGGAGCUUUAACUGUCUGAACAUAGCAAUGUGAAGAGAUUCAUGAGCUAAUAUCCAUGUUAGCAAAAAAUGUGACUGACAAAUCUUCAGUUUGCUUUAUACAGCAGUACAUAUUAUUGCUAAGGUUAUUUACAAUUGAUUGUGACCAUGCUUUAAUCAUUUUUACUUGCAUACAUUCAUUUGGCUUUUUUUUUUGUCUUAUAUCUUACUGAUACACAUCAGUUCAGUGUUUUCAAUCCUAGUACUCUACCACCUGAGCUGCAGCCAGCCCAUUUUUUGAUCAGUUGGUUUUACAUCAGACAUUUACACACAUUUAUCCAAAGCUAAAUGAGGAAAGGAACUGUGUGCGUGUAAACUUAUCUGAUGGUGUAAGAUUGAGGUAAUUUCAUCUAAACCAUGCAUUGUGUCUGCUGAGGAAGCACCCCCCCCACCCCCACCCCCCCAUACACACACACACAAUGUGAAAGCCCUGUUGUGAUGUUUCUGAUGAGGUAGUUUCAUUUUUGAAGAACAGUUGGAAGAGCUGCUUUGUCUGUUAUGUUACCAAAACAAAAAGCCACACCAUCCAAAUAUGUUUAUAAAUCCCUUUAGGCUUCUGUUCUACAUGUUUUAGUCCGUUGAAAUAUAAUAGCACUUAUCAAGAAGGUUAACUGAUCCCCAUGGGUAAAACCUGUUUCCUUUUGAUGGUCAGAGCUGUCUUUUUGCACAUUUCAUACAUAUGUAUUUUUGUAUAUUGUUCUGUGUAAUAUCUUCUAGUGGUGAUACCAAAUUUCCACGUGGGGGACAAUAAAGUUUAAUAUCCUAUCAUAUUA